Messenger RNA from Saccharomyces paradoxus, 828 nucleotides. RefSeq names its product acetate uptake transporter family protein. Gene Ontology annotation, cellular component: plasma membrane. The record is from RefSeq and is a predicted model, not a curated record. NCBI's taxonomy places the organism in Eukaryota, Fungi, Ascomycota, Saccharomycetes, Saccharomycetales, Saccharomycetaceae. The coding region runs from base 1 to 828 and encodes 275 amino acids. The transcript has a single exon. Gene Ontology annotation, molecular function: acetate transmembrane transporter activity.
AUGGAGCCCAUAUCUUCAGGAUCCUCACUUCAAAGCAAUAUGAGAGAAACAGUACAAACCCAACAUGCGGAAAUACUCCCACAGGUGUCAAAUGAAAACAAAAAUAAACCUAGCUGCGAACACUUUGAGUCUGUCAAUGAGUAUAUCAUGGUUGGGGGCAGACUUUUCAAAAAGGGUGACACGAACAGCUUCUUGGAAGACCUAGGUUCCGGUACGCCUGUAGAGCAACCAAGACAAGUUGGUUUCGCCAAUCCCCUCCCACUAGGGUUAGCUUCUUUCUCGUUUAUGUGUUUAACAUUAGGUUUGGUAAAUGCAAGAGUGCGUGGAGUCACCAAUCUUUAUUUAUUGAACGCAUCCUUUAUUUUUGGUGGUGCCGUUGUUUUGCUUUCAGGACUUCUUUCCUUCUGCGUCGGAGAUACAUUUUGUAUGACCGUUUUUGGAUCAUUUGGGGGGUUUUGGAUUAGUUGGGGGUGUCUCAACCUUGAACAAUUCGGUGUGACUAAAGCAUAUGCCGAUGAUCCUCAGGCACUGCAAAAUGUGCUGGGAUUUUACCUAGCAGGAUGGACCGUAUUCAAUUUCUUGGUCAUGGUCUGUUCCAUGAAGAGCACUUGGGGGAUAUUCCUGUUGCUACUUUUUCUGGACUUAACAUUUUUAAUGUUAUGCAUCGGUUCCUUCACACAAAGCGCUAAUGUGUCGAUGGCAGGAGGAUACUUUGGUAUAUUGAGCAGCUGUUGUGGUUGGUAUUCCUUAUAUUGUUCAAUCGCGAAUAAAGAUAGCUCCUACGUUCCUUUAGUCGCAUAUCCAAUGCCAGGUUCUCAAAUUGUAUGA